Messenger RNA from Danaus chrysippus (African queen), 870 nucleotides. The record is from the annotation of a GenBank genome assembly. Lineage: Eukaryota; Metazoa; Arthropoda; Insecta; Lepidoptera; Nymphalidae.
AUGGAGACUCCACUACUGCUGCCACUUCUCCUGCUAUUAGCCAUCGUGUAUAGUGCUCAUUGUGCGCCUUCGAGAAGAUCAAGGGCUGCAGCAAUCCCUGAGGAAACAGAUGCCGGCAGACAAAGCAAACUGGAAGAUGAAUUCAAAGUCACAACCACGAAGACUCCAGUGGCUACAAACAGAAGAAACAAGGCAUUAAACUUAUUCCGAGGCUUCUUUCCCUCUUUUCUCUCCUCAGGUCUCGAUUACGCUGAGGAUGACGAUGAUGACGUGACUUUUGCAGUGAACGACGACCGUUUUGACGAAGAGGACUUAUCUCGGACCAUUCCAAGCAAACGCAAGCAACAAAACAAGAAAAAGAAUGGCAAUUCGGAUUCCUAUCCAAACGACAACAUAAACUCCCUUCAGUAUGAUAAUUCUCCUAUUUUCUAUAUCAGAUUACCACCCACUCCGUACAUGUUUGUGCCUGGUUUGGGUUACGUUUCUCAACCACCGUCCCUUGGACCUAUGGCUCCUAUGCUGCCGCCAGGUGUUCCUCAACAAUCCGAUCCCUUUAUAAACCUUCCUAUUGAUUUCGUUUCCAACGGAAAACCGACUGGAGUAUAUCAAUGGAGCGGUGCGCCAGGGUACCCUCCAGCUCCUCAAAUGGAUCCAUUCGGAUAUGGACCGUCCCCACCAGUUAUGCCCCCAGCUCCUCGUCCGGAAUACAAACCAUCCUACACCAAGCCAAAACCAGUUCCAACAAAUUCCAAAAUCACGAAUCUCAAAGGACCAUAUGUUUUCAAUGGAAAGCCCGGUGAUAACGUAUACGUUCUUCGCGAUACCUACAAUUCAAUCUACUCGGAUGCCCUGCAAAACUUCUACCCUUAA